Messenger RNA from Recurvomyces mirabilis, 567 nucleotides. RefSeq lists its product as uncharacterized. The transcript is spliced from 3 exons. Gene Ontology annotation, cellular component: plasma membrane. Lineage: Eukaryota; Fungi; Ascomycota; Dothideomycetes; Mycosphaerellales; Teratosphaeriaceae. The record is from RefSeq and is a predicted model, not a curated record. Gene Ontology annotation, molecular function: acetate transmembrane transporter activity. The coding region runs from base 1 to 567 and encodes 188 amino acids.
AUGGAGCGAGAUCCCAAAGACACCGAGGAGGGCAAUACGGCCCACCACGACGACUAUGCGACCAAUGGCCAGAUUAAUGGAAAUGCUGGCCCAGAUGCGCUUCGCCGGAUGAUGACAUCUGGCACAAUGCCACCAGACGUCUUCGAACGCCUCUACCUACAGCCUCAGACAUCUGUUGCUGGUGAUUUGAGGAAGAGAUUCGGCAAUCCUACCCCCAUUGCGCUCCUCGGUUUCUCGGUCGGCCUGACACCUCUUUCCAUUGCACUGAUGGGAUGGCGCGGCUCUGGAGGAAACGCUGUGGCAACGACGGGUGCGACACUCUGGUUCGGUGGCAUGCUCCUGAUUAUUGCUGGAGUUGGCGAGUGGAUCCUCGGCAACAACUUCCCCUGCUAUGUCUUCUUCGGCUAUGGCUGUCAUUUCCUCACCUUCGGCGUCACGUUCAUCCCAUAUUACAACGCAGUAGAUGCAUAUACAGCGACUGGAGGAGGCGGUGAAGCUCAGUUCUACGCAAGCUAUGGUGUGUAUUACGGCGCCCGGCAGCAUGCGCGUGAGCGUCUGGUUGACUGA